Messenger RNA from Phytophthora infestans T30-4, 762 nucleotides. RefSeq lists its product as uncharacterized. The record is from RefSeq and is a predicted model, not a curated record. The coding region runs from base 1 to 762 and encodes 253 amino acids. The transcript is spliced from 2 exons. NCBI's taxonomy places the organism in Eukaryota, Oomycota, Peronosporomycetes, Peronosporales, Peronosporaceae.
AUGAACAGAAGUACGAAGGCGUCUCGUAGACCGACGAGGGGUCGUAAGCGAGUAAGCGAUGUACCCUACUCGACGGAGCUUCUGCGUCGCAAGCGCGUCGAGGCCCAAACUCUUCUGCUGGAAGUGCAAACAUUGAGCACUCAUCUCGCUACACUACAAGAGGUGCGGCGUCAUCAGAUCAACGCCGUCUCUACCACAACAAAAGGUUCUUCUGUAUCAGUGACGCAAUGGCGAGGCGAAGCAGCGAUUGAGAGCGAGAAGCGAUGUCGAGCUGAAAAACUCAAUCGAGAGUUGAAGGUAUUACUAGCGGAGCAGAUGAAGCUUCGAGGUCCCAUACUCAAGGCGUUAGAGAAGACCGACGCGCUCCAGAUACGUCGAAAGACGCCUACUCCUCUUGAUAUGAACGCCGAAGCUUCGAUUGUAGAAGGUCAGUUAUGCAACAAUGCCGUGGCCACCUUCCGAAAGUACGACGAAGGUGACCGCAUCAUUCUGGUGGGGACAACCAAGUGGUUUCGUCCUAGCGGUGAGCUUCUUUUACAAGACUACAACUGGACGGUCAUUUCUCAGUCGCCUAUUACCCCACUGGAAGCGUGUGUGGCUCGACACUGCUACAAACUCGAGAUGACUGCGACUUCUUCCAUUGAAGCAUCUCGAGCACAAAAGCUCCUGUUCCAUAUUGUCAGUAGCAAGAUGCGAUGCUUAUAUCAGGAUAUGCAAGACGUCCUUCUUAAUAGCGUUGAUCUUGUGCAAGAUGCCUCAUGA